This is a messenger RNA of Populus euphratica (Euphrates poplar), 1690 nucleotides long. RefSeq names its product elongation factor 1-alpha-like. The coding region runs from base 127 to 1470 and encodes 447 amino acids. The record is from RefSeq and is a predicted model, not a curated record. NCBI's taxonomy places the organism in Eukaryota, Viridiplantae, Streptophyta, Magnoliopsida, Malpighiales, Salicaceae. Gene Ontology annotation, molecular function: GTP binding; translation elongation factor activity; GTPase activity. The transcript is spliced from 3 exons. Gene Ontology annotation, biological process: translational elongation.
CUAUUUAAACAAGCAUAAGCGGCUUUUCUCGUUCUCUUUCGUUUGCUCUCUGUAACUGCGAGAGAGCUCCUUAUUUUUUAGAUUCCCUAAACUUCCAUUCUUCAAGUUUCGCUCCCAAAUUUCAUCAUGGGCAAGGAGAAGACACACAUUAACAUUGUGGUCAUUGGUCAUGUUGACUCUGGCAAGUCAACCACUACUGGUCAUUUGAUCUACAAGCUUGGAGGUAUUGACAAGCGUGUGAUUGAGAGGUUUGAGAAGGAAGCUGCUGAGAUGAACAAAAGGUCAUUCAAGUAUGCCUGGGUUUUGGACAAGCUUAAGGCUGAGCGUGAGCGUGGUAUCACAAUUGACAUUGCCCUCUGGAAGUUUGAGACAACUAAGUACUACUGCACUGUCAUUGAUGCCCCUGGUCAUCGUGACUUUAUCAAGAAUAUGAUCACAGGUACCUCACAGGCUGACUGUGCUGUCCUAAUUAUUGAUUCCACCACUGGUGGUUUUGAAGCUGGUAUCUCCAAGGAUGGCCAGACCCGUGAACAUGCCUUGCUUGCCUUCACCCUUGGUGUGAAGCAGAUGAUUUGCUGUUGCAACAAGAUGGAUGCCACCACCCCGAAAUACUCCAAGGCCAGGUUCGAUGAAAUCGUGAAGGAAGUUUCUUCCUACCUGAAGAAGGUUGGUUACAACCCUGAGAAGAUCCCAUUUGUCCCCAUAUCUGGUUUUGAGGGUGAUAACAUGAUCGAGAGGUCCACCAACCUUGACUGGUACAAGGGCCCCACCCUCCUUGAUGCUCUUGACCAGAUCAGUGAGCCCAAGAGACCCACAGACAAGCCUCUCCGUCUUCCACUUCAGGAUGUCUACAAGAUUGGUGGUAUUGGAACUGUACCUGUGGGACGUGUUGAGACUGGUAUCCUGAAGCCUGGUAUGGUCGUGACCUUCGGCCCCACUGGACUGACCACUGAAGUUAAAUCUGUUGAGAUGCACCAUGAAGCUCUUCAGGAGGCCCUUCCAGGUGACAAUGUUGGUUUCAAUGUUAAGAACGUUGCUGUCAAGGAUCUCAAACGUGGUUUUGUUGCUUCCAACUCUAAGGAUGAUCCUGCCAAGGAGGCUGCCAACUUCACCUCUCAGGUCAUCAUCAUGAACCACCCUGGUCAAAUUGGGAAUGGAUAUGCCCCUGUCCUUGACUGUCACACCUGCCACAUUGCUGUCAAGUUUGCUGAGAUUUUGACCAAGAUUGACAGGCGAUCUGGCAAAGAGCUCGAGAAGGAGCCCAAGUUCUUGAAGAAUGGUGAUGCUGGGUUUGUGAAGAUGAUUCCCACCAAGCCUAUGGUUGUUGAGACCUUUUCUGCCUAUCCUCCUCUUGGUCGUUUUGCAGUGAGGGACAUGCGUCAGACCGUGGCCGUUGGUGUCAUUAAGAGUGUUGAGAAGAAGGAUCCAUCUGGUGCCAAGGUCACCAAGUCUGCAGUAAAGAAAAAGUGAAGUGUUUGCUUGGUUACAGUUUAGGCUAGCUUAUGACUUCCUUUCUGCUUGUUUGAUUUUAUUUUCACUUCUCUUCAAGUUUUGAGAACAGUUUACAAUUUAUCUUUACAGUUUAUGCGUGUUUUGGAAUUUUACAAGCCGAGCUUGUUAUGUUUUUGGUUGUUUGGGACUUCUUCGUAAAUUUAAGUUCUCUGGUAUCCAGUUAUCUUUACCUGCAUCA